CUGGAAACAAAACGUGAGUCAGCGGUCCUGAAGUUCACUUUACAAAACAGAAGCGCUGUAAGAGCCACUGAAGUCUAGCUAAGAGUAAUGGAGCCCCGUCGCCAAGCCAAAGGGUCCAACCCGUCCCGAGACGCGAGGCGCGGACAGAAUGUCUCCGGUGCUCCCCAGAAGGACGCCUACGCCCGGUUGCUCAGCCAGCACCACAGCAGCAGGUUCCGCUCCUUCCGGGACCAGUUCGUCCAGCAGCAGCUGCAGCUCCAGGCGGAGGAGAACGGAUCCGAGGCCUGCCUGGAGCAGCUGGACUCAAACUGGAAGAAGAGGCACCAGGCGGAGUCGGGUAGCCCUGCCCCCUACGAACGCCCGGCAUCCCCUGCCAAGGCCAGGGAGACGGGGAGCUGCGUGGCUCUGUACCUGGAGAAGGUGGGCGAGCGCGGGGGCCCCGCUGAGUCCCCGUGGCCGAAGCUGGCGGCGGACGGGCGGCGGCAGCGGGGCGAGAGGCGGGACACCAACACCAGCCAGGACGGAGACGUGGAGUCUGCAGAGGAGGGGCUUCUCCGGCAGGGCCACUCCAAGCAGAACAAGAAGCAUCGCCAUGGUGAUGCUGGGGGCAAGGACUUGAGUCACGGGGCCUCGCCCCACAAAGGUAGCAGCCCGCCAUCCGGAAAGGAGCAGGAGAAGAAAAAGUCAAAGAAGAAAAACGCAGCAAAAAGCGGCGAGGGAGGCUGUGCUGAUGGUGGAGCAGCAAAGAGAACCCCUGUACCACAGACUCAAGAUGAAACCUUCGGCGCCUGUGUAACUCCCAAUGACACUAGUAAAAACAGGAAUAAAGCCAGGGGAGGGAAGAGGAAGCCUGUGUUCGAAGCUUACAUGACUGCUCAGGAUGUGUCUGCCGGCUUAAAGAGAGGAGAGCUCAUUCAGGGACCUUUAAGAAUUAACCCUAAAAAGUACCAGGAGGCCUUCAUUCCUGCUCCGGAUGGGAGUCGGGACAUAUUCCUGGAUGGGGUCGUGGCACGUAAUCGAGCUCUGAAUGGGGACGUGGUGGUGGUGAAAGUCCUCCCUCGGGAACAGUGGAAGGUGGUGAAGUCGGACACCAACGGGGAGUGCGCCAGUGAGCCGGAGACCCCGGUGGAGCGGACAGCAACGCGGGGACAGGAAACGGGACGGCCCCCCAGCCCGGACGUUAUAGUGGAGGCUCAGUACAGUGAGGCAGAGCUGGCUGCUAAGGUGGAGGGGAUGAAUCUGAGCCCUGCAGGUUCCUCAUGUCUAAACAAUGGUGAAAGCCCCGGUAAAGAAAAGGCAUGCCAGCCAGCAGAUCCACGCACCGUGCCUGAUAAGCAUCUUCAGAGGACUGCAAAGGUGGUGUACAUCGUGGAGCAGAAGCAUUCACGGGCCGCCACGGGCUUCAUCAAGUUCCUCCCCGACAAAAACUUCGCCAUGUUCGCUCCUGUCGACCACCGCGUGCCCAGGGUCAACGUGCCGCUGGCCGACUGCCCGGACGACUUCGUGUCCCGCCCGGGCGACUACGCCAACACCCUCUUCAUCUGCCGCAUCACCGCCUGGCACGACAACAGCACCUUCGCCGAGGGGCGACUGGCCAAGAGUCUUGGGCAGGCUGGAGAAAUUGAGCCAGAGACGGAGGGCAUUCUGACCGAGUAUGAUGUGGACUUCUCCGAGUUCUCAGAGGACGUGCUGAGCUGCCUGCCCCAGGAUCUGCCCUGGACCAUCCCACCGGAGGAGCUGCACAGGAGGAGAGACCUGAGGAAAGAAUGCAUAUUCACAAUUGACCCAGCCACUGCCAGAGACCUGGAUGAUGCCUUGUCCUGCAAACCUCUCCCAGAUGGGAACUUUGAAGUGGGAGUUCACAUCGCUGACGUCAGUUAUUUUGUGGAGGAGGGCAGAGCGCUGGAUGCGGUUGCCAGCAGAAGAGCCACCAGUGUUUACCUGGUUCAGAAGGUGAUCCCGAUGCUGCCCCGUCUCCUCUGUGAGGAGCUGUGCAGUUUGAACCCCAUGACCGACAGGUUGACCUUCUCCGUCAUCUGGAAAAUCACUCCACAGGGGAAGAUCCUGAGCGAGUGGUUCGGCCGCUCCGUGAUCUGCUCCUGCGUGAAGCUGAGCUACGACCACGCUCAGAGCAUGAUCGACGCGCCAGACAAGCUGUUCUCCGCCGAGGAGCUGCCCCCCUGCGCCCCCGAGCACCCCAUUGACGAGAUCCACCAGGCCGUCCUCAACCUGCACCGCAUCGCCCAGAACCUCCGGGCCCAGCGCUUCCAGGGGGGCGCGUUACGGCUGGACCAGCUGAAGCUGUCUUUCACCCUGGACAAGGAGACUGGGAUGCCCCAGGGCUGCUACAUCUAUCAGUACAGGGACAGCAACAAGCUGGUGGAGGAGUUCAUGCUCCUGGCCAACAUGGCCACCGCCCACCAGAUCUACCGCAGCUUCCCCCAGCAGGCCCUACUGCGACGACACCCACCGCCCCAAACCAAAAUGGUGGACGAGCUCCAGGAGUUCUGCCAGCAGAUGGGGCUAGACCUGGACUUCUCCUCUGCAGGAGCACUGCAUAGGAGUCUGAAUGAAACCUUGGGCACCGACGAAUACUCCAGCGCCAGGAAGGAGGUCCUCACCCACAUGUGCUCCCGGCCCAUGCAGAUGGCAGUUUACUUUUGCACUGGAGUUUUGAAGGAGGAGCCCCUGUUUCGCCACUACGCCCUAAACGUGCCCUUCUACACCCACUUCACAUCCCCUAUCCGACGCUACGCUGAUGUCAUCGUGCACCGCCUAUUGGCUGCUUCCCUAGGCUGCGGUCCCCAUUUGAGUCUGAUCGGGGAAGAGGUUCACAAGCAGGCCUCCCACUGCAACGACAAGAAGACAGCGUCCAAGCGUGUCCAGGAGAUGAGCGCCGAGCUGUUCUUUGCUGCUUUCGUCAAGGAGUCUGGGCCUCUGGAGUCUGAGGCCAUGGUGAUGGGCGUCCUGGAUCAGGCCUUCGACGUGCUGGUGCUGAGAUAUGGAGUGCAGAAACGCAUCUACUGCAAUGCUUUGCAGGGCCUAGAGAACUUCCAUUACCGCAAGGUGGGGAAGAAGCCGGAGAUGACCCUCAUUUGGCAAGCAGAAUGCCCAGAGCAGGGCACCAUACCGCAGGAGAUCUCCAUCUUCACUCUGGUGGAGGUGCAGCUGAAGGCAGACACAGCCCCAAUGAAGUACAGUGCCGUGCUGAAGCGCCCAUCCGAGACGUCAUGAGGCUUCAGUUCUCACCACCGUGGAUAAAGCUGCUUCUUCAGCGCGCACACACACACACACACACACACACACACACACACACACACAC
Molecule: messenger RNA, 3322 nt
Organism: Megalops cyprinoides (Indo-Pacific tarpon)
Lineage: Eukaryota; Metazoa; Chordata; Actinopteri; Elopiformes; Megalopidae
Gene: dis3l2
Product: DIS3 like 3'-5' exoribonuclease 2
Exons: 21
Coding region: 88-3234 (1048 amino acids)
Biological process (GO): miRNA catabolic process
Cellular component (GO): exosome (RNase complex); P-body
Molecular function (GO): 3'-5'-RNA exonuclease activity; RNA binding
Source: RefSeq, a predicted model, not a curated record